GCGCUUCAUCUGCUUUUAAACAAAGUGCAUUGUGAAAAUUUGAAAACGACUGAAAAAUAUCCUGCCUAAAAGCAGCAUGCAUGCUGGCUGUCCAUGUGCUUUGAUGCAAAAUGCAGUGCAGUAUUAAACACCCAUCUGUGUGCAAUGACGGUGAAGUGUACUGUAUUGACGCCCGUUAUUACGGUAACAUCAGCCACUUUAUACACCACCUGUGUGACCCCAACAUCAUCCCGGUGCCUGUGUUCAUGCUGCACCAGGACCUGCGCUUCCCUCGCAUCGCCUUCUUCAGCUCCAGAGACAUUUUCACCGGACAGGAGCUCGGGUUUGAUUACGGCGAUCGUUUCUGGGACAUCAAGAGCAAGUCCUUCACCUGUCAGUGCGGCUCAGAGAAAUGCAAACACUCGGCGAAGACCAUCGCACUGGAGCAGAGCAGACUGGCCCGUCUGGACGUCUGUCCCGAAACGGCUGGAGAAGACAGUCUCCCUGUGUUAGGACACUCGUGAUGGGACAGCUCUCAAACAUGUGCUUACCUACAGGUGUUUGCAGCUUUGCAUUUCUUCCAUCUGACAGGACACAGGAAACUAUGAGAUGACACAACGGCCUGAAGUUCACCGCCAGGAUGUGACAUUCAGAUUCAAGGCUGUCAUGUUACAAAAUUGUUACAAAACCUGUGUUUUUAUGCAAACUGCCAUCAGAUCUCAAACAGAUCACAAACUUUUUUUGUACUGUAUGUGUACUUGUUUUAAUAAAUACUGUUUGAUACAGAAA
Messenger RNA from Carassius gibelio (silver crucian carp), 768 nucleotides. Its product is annotated as histone-lysine N-methyltransferase EHMT2-like. The transcript is spliced from 3 exons. Lineage: Eukaryota; Metazoa; Chordata; Actinopteri; Cypriniformes; Cyprinidae. Gene Ontology annotation, molecular function: histone methyltransferase activity; p53 binding; protein-lysine N-methyltransferase activity. Bases 111 to 503 code for a protein of 130 amino acids. The record is from RefSeq and is a predicted model, not a curated record.